AUGAGUGCAUCCGUUUGGCAAUAUUUUGAAAAAGUCCGAGGCGAAACUGUGGCUAAAUGUAAGUUGUGUCAGAAAGAUUAUUCAUACAGAUCUUCUAUCACAAACCUAAAAAAGCAUUUGAGCUACAAACAUCCCAUUGCCUACGAAAAUUGUUUAAACAGUCAACGAACCCUUAGGAAGUCUGUUAAGCUCGAACAUGAAAAUCAACUAGUUUCAGUUAUCGAUCUUGAAGAUGAAGGUUCGUCAACCGUGUAUCAACUGGAUAUAGUUCCUUCAGACAUCCAAAUUGUCUCGCCGUGCAAAUUGCAGCAACCUAAGCAGAAGUCAACAAAUGUGCCCGUACAACGCAAAGUGGACAAAAAGCGUAAAAAACUCAUUGAUAAAAAAUUACUCCAGAUGAUUAUCCAGGACUAUCAACCGUUUUCUGUUGUGGAAGAUGAAGGGUUUAAAGGAUUUGUAGAAGCUCUGAACCCGAGCUACGAGUUGCCUGACAGAAAACUGAUAUCUGGCACAUUGAUACCGCAGCAAUAUUUAGAGUGUAAGAGUCAAGUUAUUGAAUUAGUUCAUAAGGCAGAAAAAGUCUGCCUCACAACGGAAUGCUGGACUUCUUCCUCCAAAGACGCAUAUUUAGCUGUGACAGCACAUUUCCUUGUAAACUACGAGUUAGUAACGGUCUUGCUGCAUUGUGAACACUUCAGCGGCUGUCAGACUGCCGAGGCAUCGGCACUUGCGUCCGUUUUGUCGUCGAUAGCUUCAGAAUGGAAUAUCUCAGACAAAAUUACUUUGGUAGUUUCGGAUAAUGCACCGAACAUGAUCAGUGCUGUGCAACAGAACGGAUGGCCAUUGUUCAAUUGUUUCUUGCAUAAGCUAAACCUGGUUAUUAAAAAGGCUCUACAGAAAAUUAACGUGAUUUUAGAAAAAUUGAAAAAAAUAGUAGCUCAUUUUAAAAAGAAUUAUUUAGCGACCGAGGCACUGGAGAGGUACCAGAUCGAUUUUGAAAAUAGAUCCGAAGCACUUCGCUUGAUUCAGUCCGUUCCGACUAGAUGGAAUUCGGUUUAUUACAUGCUGGAGAGAUUUUUAAAAUUACAAGUGGCUUUACCGGUCGUGAUGCCAGCUCUGAAAGCCGGGCUACCCCUUAUUACAGUUGAAAUGUGGGAAGUGAUAAGGCAAGUGUGCAUAAUUCUAAAACCUUUUGAAGAAAUUGCGCAAAUUAUGAGUGGCAACCAAUACCUCCCAGCGAGCCUUGCAAUAGUAAUUGUAGAUGGGCUGAAAAACGUUAUUUCGAUCAUGAAAACCAAAUCCAUACUCGGCGUGGCGGAAGAAUUUCUUAAAGAGUUAGACGAAGGUAUGAACACAUACUUUCCUGAGAAUGAAAUCGAAGACAAUAUGCUCCUCGGUAUAUGCACAUUCUUGGACCCUCGCUUCAAGAGUCAUGCUUUUGUAGAAGAUAAAGAUCUCGAAAUGGACGCUGGCGAAGAGAUGUGUCAGCGUACAAUGCGUGCAUAUUUAAUUAAGGAGCGCGUCUUGGAGCUAUUGAAAACAAAAUUAAGAGAAAAACGAGGCACAUCUGAGGAUGACUACGAUCCAUUAUCUCAUACAUCGAGACCUACGUCCAGUUCUGUGGAAGAUAUUGAAAACAUAUCUAUAUGGGGCAAGAUAAAUAAAAGCAUUGCAGCAUCAGUCACCCCUUUAGUCGAUGACUUUAACACUACAGCUAGAAAAGAACUGGACAUGUUUUUAAAAGAAGAAGUGGCACAGCGAGACUCUUGUCCAUUAGAAUGGUGGAAAUCUCAUGCUUGCAUUUACCCUAAUUUAGCGGAGAUAUUUAGCGAUCAUGGCCACCUCGUGGUGACGUCAGUUGAAUGUGAACGAGCUUUCUCAAAAGCUGGGAGUCUUGUGACCGAGAAAAGAGCACUACUUAGUAGAAAACGUGCAACAGAGCUGCUAUUUAUAAAAAGCAAUGAGGCAUAUUGUGAGUAG
Messenger RNA from Maniola jurtina (meadow brown), 1980 nucleotides. RefSeq names its product E3 SUMO-protein ligase ZBED1-like. Lineage: Eukaryota; Metazoa; Arthropoda; Insecta; Lepidoptera; Nymphalidae. Bases 1 to 1980 code for a protein of 659 amino acids. The record is from RefSeq and is a predicted model, not a curated record. Gene Ontology annotation, molecular function: protein dimerization activity; DNA binding. The transcript has a single exon.